Molecule: messenger RNA, 831 nt
Organism: Nomia melanderi (Alkali bee)
Lineage: Eukaryota; Metazoa; Arthropoda; Insecta; Hymenoptera; Halictidae
Product: trypsin-1
Biological process (GO): proteolysis
Molecular function (GO): serine-type endopeptidase activity
Source: RefSeq, a predicted model, not a curated record
AUGGACGUUUCGUUGACAGUUGCAGACGUGCCAUGCGGACACGGAGCAAUUGGCACGCGCGCCGCGAGACUCGUCGGAGGACAAAACGCGAUACCGCACGAGUUUCCUUGGAUGGUUAGUAUCAGCAGGAAGGGAGGACAUUUCUGUGGCGGCACCAUUCUUAACUCAAAAUUCGUUCUGACUGCGGCGCACUGCUUGUGCACAUCGACCUCGGUGGUGCCAAUUGGUCAGCUGCGUGUCAGCCUAGGGGAAUACAAUCUAAGGGGAGCGGAAGUGCCCCCGUCGAGGGAAGAGAGGGUGGCAAACGCUAUUCUACACCCUGGCCACAAAUGUGGAAAAUUCGUGGACGAUAUUGCCCUCCUGGAACUCGCUCGGCCAAUCACUUGGUCGGAAAGCGUGAAACCAGCCUGUUUACCUGUGGCCACAGGGAAACCAGGAUACAGUGCCUUCGGGGGGGAGCUAGCUAAGGCGGCCGGAUGGGGUUGGCUCGGAGAAGACAGGUCCAGAUUCAAACGAGCAGACAUCCUGCAGAAAGUGGACGUUCGCGUGAUCGAGAACAGCGUUUGUCGCGAAUGGUAUGCCAGCGAGGGCAAGUCGACUCGCGUGGAGGUGAAGCAAAUGUGCGCCGGCCACGAAGAAGGCGGUCGGGACACUUGCUGGACUGACAGCGGUGGACCUUUGAUGAUCGGAAGUCAUUCUGGUGGUAGCAUGAUGGUCGUAGGUGUAGUCUCGUGGGGAAUAGGAUGCGCCCGACCUCGACUUCCUGGUGUAUAUACACGAGUCUCGGAAUAUAUACCUUGGAUAACAAAAUAUGCGCAUUUUAUACGGUGA